AUGAAGUUCCUAUGUCUCCCAGGAGGCUAUUGCAGUGCCACGGCUCUCAAAACCCAGCUAGGCCCGUUUUGUGAUGCCCUCGCGUCCAAUGGAAAUGCCAGCUUUCUCUACACACAGGGAACCACCGAGGUGCAUGUUCCCCCAGAAUUUGCUGGUUUCUUCGGUCCACCACCCAACUAUACCUUUAUCAAGGUCGAUGGACCAGCCCUGGGGCAUACAAACAUGAGUGACUUCCCGAAAAGAAACACACCAGAAGAGGCAAUGAAAGCCGCCACACAAGCAGCCGGUGAUCCCACAUUCUCAUGCAUCACCGAGGUCAUGGACCGUCUAGUUGGCAUUCUUGACAGCGAAGGCGAUAUUGAUGGUGUGAUUGGCUUCUCUGAGGGCGCCCAAAUUGCCGCAUCGCUUAUUCUUGAGGAGCAAAGAAGAGAAAGAGAACUUGGCCGGAUACCUCGACUUAAAUGCGCGAUACUUUUCAGCGGAUGGCCACCCGUGCACCCGGUGUCUGGCAAGGUUGUUACAGCUGACGACUAUAAUGAAGAACCCAUUACUAUUCCCACCUGCCAUGUUGUCGGUGCAUCGGAUCCGUUCCUUGAUGGGUCGAUGGCAUUAUACAACAUGUGCGAUCCAGACACCGCUGAUCUGUUCGAUCAUGGAGCGGGACAUUUAAUUCCAAGAAAGAAGCAAACUGCGGAGGAGAUUGCUUUAGUUCGCCACCUAGAAGACCACUCCCCUUCCUCGUCAGACUGCUCAUACUCUGCCUCCUUCCAACGCCAUCGGGUCCUGCGCACAAGCCACACCAAUCCAACCCCUACCGCGCCCAACGCCACCGUCACAAGCGCAGUACCCAUUACCGACAGAACAGUCAAGGUACUAGCAUUGCAUCCAAACGGCGUAGCUCUUAACUCCCACUUCUCCUUGGAGCCAAGGGGGCAGAUAUUUGCUGAGCCGAAAGGCGCAAAUAUUGGAACCCGCGAUGUAUUAGGAACACAGGUCGAAGACUAG
This is a messenger RNA of Penicillium griseofulvum, 1005 nucleotides long. RefSeq names its product Serine hydrolase FSH. The transcript is spliced from 4 exons. Lineage: Eukaryota; Fungi; Ascomycota; Eurotiomycetes; Eurotiales; Aspergillaceae. Bases 1 to 1005 code for a protein of 334 amino acids. Gene Ontology annotation, cellular component: nucleus; cytoplasm. The record is from RefSeq and is a predicted model, not a curated record.